This is a messenger RNA of Echinococcus granulosus, 2463 nucleotides long. RefSeq lists its product as hypothetical. Gene Ontology annotation, biological process: protein folding in endoplasmic reticulum. Bases 1 to 2463 code for a protein of 820 amino acids. The record is from RefSeq and is a predicted model, not a curated record. The transcript is spliced from 10 exons. Gene Ontology annotation, cellular component: membrane; cytoplasm. Lineage: Eukaryota; Metazoa; Platyhelminthes; Cestoda; Cyclophyllidea; Taeniidae.
AUGCCAAAGUUCUUGGUGAAAAUCAGAACAAACGCCGCCUUGAUUCAUCCGACGAUCCUGGUAGCUUACUCUCGGGUCAGUCAGUCAAAGACAGUCUUGGAAGCACUACACACUCCAAUCUCUCGAAACACCCCAAUCGAAACGACGAGGGUAUUACGCAUACACCCUCUGCCCCCCGCCACAACAAACACUGAAGCCGCCACCUCAAUCCUAUCCCCUCCCGGCACUGACACCUCCGCGACCGCUUCUGAGACUAUAUACCCAUCAAAUGUGUUGGAGAAUGGAGGAAAUGGAGGAGCUACUAGUAAACGCGGGCACGACACUGCCCAGGAACUUCGAGUUAUGCGAAAUAUUGCAGCGUCGGAGUGUGGGGCUAAGCUUCUUCAAGCCAGUCCCUCUGCCAAGCAUGCGCCUGCGAUUCUGGUGGACAAUAAUGAUGAGUAUAUGAACCAGCCUUGCUCAUCAGAGAAGUGGUUCAUCAUCGAGACAUGCGAACCGGUGCAACUAGGCAUCAUUCAAAUCGCCAACUACGAGCUCUUCUCGUCGCGCUGCAAGACCUUCCGCGUCUUCGUCAGUGACCGGUACCCGGCAAAGCAAUGGGAGCAGAUCGGAAUUUUCCGAGGCCAGGACGUGAAGGGCUUGCAGACCUUCCACAUUGGCGGCUCCGCAACCGGUCGUCUUAUCAAAUACGUCAAAAUGCUUGAUCACUAUGGGAAUGAACACUUUUGCCCGAUCACUAUGGUGCGUCUCUUCGGUCUCAGUUCGGAUGAGAUGGACGAGCCUGAACUCCCGCCGCCGCCGUUAUCUCGUUCCUCGCCUUCCGGUGACAGUGGAACCACCCUCGGGGAGUCGGAGGAUGGGCUCGAUGGUAAUACCAACACUUCACUGUUGAACAAAACACACCUCGAGGUGUCCAUGGAGCCUCAAUCGUCGGCGGUGACCAGCACUACUACCUCAAAAAAACCAUCAGGAAAGAAGAAAUUCAAGAGAAACAAGAUGUCGAAAACGGAACUUGAUUCUCCGGUUAAUAGUAGCUCGGUUGAGGAAGAUGGAAGUGAGGACUGUGCAAAGGGUGAGAGGGAUGAAGUGAGGGCAACGGCUCACGCCUUUAAAUCAACCGGUCUAUGGCAACAUGCAGCGCGAGUUAUGAUGGUUGACAAAACCGUCAACGGUGAAGGCGAAAUCUCUGAAUGCGCGGCGAAGAAAAGGAAAGCUCAGCCUACUUGUAAACUUUCCACAAAUUUCUUUGCAGCCGCUGCAACAGCCCCGAUGAAACGCACCGACUCUCUCACUACUGUGGAACCGACCAGCGAUGAAUUUUACUCCGUAAUCUACAUCUUCUCCGCCUCCUCUUCCAGUGCUGCUACACCUCCACCUUCCACGGACGCUAGAUCUCGCGGUCUCUGGCAUCUCGCCCACUGCCUCCUCGCGCUCUCCUCCUCCCCAUCCCUCCGUUCUCUGGCUGCACCACACCGCGCCUGGGCUGACUGUACUGCGUCCGAGUUCCUCCUUAAUCUCACAACCACUUCCUCCAGGGGUUCCACGGAAUCGCUUCUGCAGUUUCAGCGUUUAGCUGCAGCAUAUCAAAACCUCACUUCAGCAUUUGGUCGAUGGCCAGCAGUUCUGAUGCGGAGGCAGAUGGGGAAGGAGCUCCCCGUGCCCGAGUUCUUGAAACCACGGGUUGCCCCGAAGUUUGUGGUGUUACCGCCUUCGAAAUCAGUGGUAGAGAGUUUGGAAACCUUGGAGCAGGAAACUGUGAAGUCGAGGACGAACGAAACUGAACAGCCUCCUCCAGUCGAAUCAAAAUCGACCAGCCCUCCUUCACCUACUCAACCGUCACCAACACCGCUAAUGUCACCAUCUGAUUCUGCUGUGGAAUCCUACGAAGAAGAAGAGGCCGUUGAAGAUGAGAAUCCGUCUCCACAAUCUCCGCCGCCGUCCUCAUCGAUUCAGCAUGCAUCUUCGAAGGAAGGAGACGAUGAAAAUACACCGAUGGUGGAGGACGCGAAGGUCAUAUCGGGGACACCAACCUCAACUGAAUCUCCCUGGAAGCAGGAGCCGAAGGCAGAAGUGGCGAUGACGGAAGGGAGGGAGGGAGAACGCGAGGUGGUGCUGCCGGCAGCAAUGGGCGGCUCCUGGAAGGAGACCAUGUACAUGCGUCUUAACAACAAAGUCCUUCAACUUCAGUCGGACGUCUCUGUCAGUAUGAGAUACCUAGAGGAGCUGAGCCAAAGCUAUAAGCGUCAAACGGAGCGUUUGUCCGCGUCUUUCAAUCUCACAACCGCGUGGUUGAAGGCCACGGCGAAGGGAGCUGAGGAGCGCGAUCUGCUUCAGCAGGAACGAAUCGAUGCACUGGAGGCACAACUCACUAAACUCCUACACAUCCUCGCUGAGAGGGGUGUGGUCGUCCUGGAUCGUUCUCCACGUAGUGAGUCAUAUGCUUCCCCUCAAUAUUCGGAGUAG